AUGCAGACUGAGCUCGGCCGUUGCGCAGCUGGGGAGGUGGAUUCCAUGAUGAUGUCACCUCCGCGGCAGGGCACGAGCUGGGCUGCAUCCCUGGGCAUGCGCUUUAGCCGAGCGUCUCCAGAUACACGUGCUCGGAGGGAUGAUGACCUUGCAAGCGUAUCAACCGCCAGCACCUUGACCCGCGGAAAAAACCAGGUGGACGAGGCCUCCCUCCACUUAGCAUUGGCGAUGGUGACCGCGUUGAACAGACGUGCUGCCGAGCCGCUGGAGGUGUUUUUUGCCAAGACAGGGGUGGUGAUGGCACCUCCCAAGGCUGCUUAUGAUGAACCUGCUCUUGUUCUUGCUUUUGCGGAGGACCAAGUCACCUGCUACGCUGGCUUUGGUGCCUUCGGGCCUGAGAUCAGAUCUGGCCCCAAGGGUGGCUGCUUUGGAAAAGGUGCCACUAUCACCAAGGAUAGCUUUGGGGUUGUGCGAGACCCUUCGGAGAUGCGCCAGCUCUGCACUGACGAGGAAGAGGGACCACUGGGACGUUCCACCUCUUUGAAUUUGAACAUCGACGAGUCGCCGCGCAGCUACGCAGCAUCUCAGGGUAGCAAUGACAGCGAGGACGAAGGCGCUGGUUGUAAAUGGCCGUCCUCAACCAGGAGCAACGGCCGUUAUGCAAAGCUUUUUUCAGCUGCACCUCGACACUUGGCGCUGGUCUUCGAUACCUUCGCGGCCAGGGACAGGUGUCUUGAAGUGAUUCGUGAGACGCUACCACUUCCUAUGGCUGGUCGCACCAAGUGCUUUCCGGCGGAGCCAUAA
Messenger RNA from Cladocopium goreaui, 804 nucleotides. The record is from the annotation of a GenBank genome assembly. Lineage: Eukaryota; Dinophyceae; Suessiales; Symbiodiniaceae.